Messenger RNA from Podarcis muralis (Common wall lizard), 8904 nucleotides. NCBI's taxonomy places the organism in Eukaryota, Metazoa, Chordata, Lepidosauria, Squamata, Lacertidae. The record is from RefSeq and is a predicted model, not a curated record.
GGCUCCUAUUUCCACGUUUUGCGUGCGAGACUAAUGGAAGGAGCAACUUGUGUCCCAGAGAGGUUAUUACAGUAUUGUAGGGCCUGAGGUGGGGCGGCGUUGGCCUGGGACCAGCCGCUUGUGAGCGACUCCAGCGGGGACUCUCCUCCUCGUCGUCCUUGUCGAGGCUCCGGCGCGCUUUCGUGGGACCCCCAGCUGUACCUCCGCCAUGGCCACCUCCCCUCAGAAGUCGCCCUCGUCCCCCAAGUCGCCCACUCCCAAGUCGCCCCCAUCCCGGAAGAAAGACGACUCCUUUUUGGGCAAGCUCGGAGGCACUUUGGCCAGGAGGAAAAAAGCGAAAGAAGUGUCUGAACUACAAGAGGAAGGAAUAAAUGCCAUUAACCUACCACUCAGCCCAAUCCCUUUUGAACUAGAUCCUGAAGAUACUAUGCUAGAGGAAAAUGAAGUCCGAACCAUGAUUGAUCCAAAUUCAAGAAGUGACCCAAAACUACAGGAGCUGAUGAAGGUGCUAAUUGACUGGAUUAACGAUGUUUUAGUAGGAGAACGAAUUAUUGUAAAAGACCUGGCUGAAGACCUGUAUGAUGGACAAGUACUGCAGAAACUCUUCGAGAAGCUAGAGAGUGAGAAACUCAACGUUGCCGAAGUCACACAGUCUGAAAUAGCUCAGAAACAAAAGCUGCAGACAGUCCUUGAAAAGAUCAAUGAAACCCUUAAACUUCCUCCAAGGAGCAUCAAGUGGAAUGUUGACUCUGUCCAUGCUAAAAGUCUUGUUGCAAUUCUGCACCUUUUGGUUGCGUUAUCACAGUACUUUCGAGCCCCAAUCCGACUGCCAGAUCAUGUGUCUAUUCAAGUUGUUGUUGUCCAGAAACGAGAAGGAAUCCUCCAGUCCCGUCAGAUCCAAGAGGAAAUAACUGGUAACACUGAGGCAUUGUCAGGACGGCAUGAAAGGGAUGCAUUUGACACACUGUUUGACCAUGCUCCAGACAAACUCAAUGUUGUGAAAAAGACUCUCAUAACAUUUGUGAAUAAACACCUGAAUAAGCUGAAUUUGGAAGUUACAGAACUGGAAACCCAGUUUGCAGAUGGAGUGUACCUGGUGCUCCUGAUGGGUCUUCUUGAAGGUUACUUUGUGCCUCUUCACAGCUUUUUUUUGACUCCGGAUAGUUUUGAACAAAAGGUACUCAAUGUGUCCUUUGCGUUUGAGCUGAUGCAAGAUGGAGGGCUUGAAAAACCAAAACCAAGGCCAGAAGACAUCGUAAACUGCGACUUAAAGUCAACUCUGAGGGUGCUGUACAAUCUGUUCACCAAAUACAGAAACUUGGAAUGAAGAAGUCCCUUGGGAUCCCACAGGUGGCUAAGUAAGGAACCAACCAACUCAACAGCCACUCCUGUUUUGCAAUCGUUCUUUUACUUGUGUACUAUACUUCCUUCACAUGUUCCAUAUUCUUGCUAUGUUUGUUUUGCACAAAAAAAUGUUUUAAAUUAGAUCUUGUCUGCAGUCCAAAAUAUUAUGAAGUGAACCUCUGCUGGAAGAUGCAUAUUCCUUUGUUUUUACUAGCUCUUGAUUUCUUGGAGAGCAAGCAAGAAAGCCUGAUCCCACAUCCAGGUUAAGAGAAACAAACUGAUUUUGAUAGAAAUGCCAGCCUCUUCCUAUGAGCUAUGCUGCCACAAUAACCAAGAAGAUCACAUGACACAGGUCUGUGCACUACUACAUGGUGAAUGUGCUAUCUUCUUCUGCGGGAUCCUCUCUAAGCCAAAGAAUAGGUAUGCCUGCUGUCUCUGGUGCUUUGGCAGCUGCUGCUGCUGCUUUCUAUACAUUACUCAGCUAUGCUACACAAAGGACAUAAUCAGCCCAGAAAGAGGAGAGUUCUUUCUCAAUGUGCUUAGCUCUUCAUCAAGACAAGCUGGACUAGCAGCAGAACUGUGUUGCUCCCAUAUAUCAAGGUAGCCAGGGACUCUCCCCUGUCCCCCGGGUGUCAUUUUAGAUUGUGGUGCAAACUGCUGCUUUUAAGAAGUAGAUGCUCAGUUGUUCCAUAGAAUCAAUCAGAUCAAAAUGCUUCAGUUUAAUUAAGUUGUGGAUUGAGCUGCAGGACAUUUUCUCUGUCUGUGUUUAUUGAAUAUUUAUUUCAAAGAAAAGAUCCAUUGUAUUCCUAAUGAGAUGUAUGAGCACUAUUACAAAGAUCAUGGAGAAUGUAAGAGAGACAGACACCAUAGGUGGCGUGAUGCAAACUGAGCUAUGAAACUGAGCUUCAUAAUUUGACUGACGCGGCUUAUAAGGGUCCAGGUAUGUGUCCCCUGUGCAUACAUUCCUCAUCAUUUUUCAUUCCUUACAAGCUCGCAGAUCAUGCAGCUGUCCUUUAACUACAGUGCAUUUAAAAUAACCUGCAACAUGUAGUAUUUUUUACAAUGUGAUACUCUUGCCUAGUUGCAAACGCUGUGGUACAAAGUAUGUAGAUAGUUUCAGUAUGGAAACUCUUUUUGCAACAAAGCACAUAGUAAGUCAAUGCAGUGGGCUUCUGGGCUAGAAUCCAGGUGGGAUCAGCCCUGCCAGGAUAUUGACAUAAGCUUUGUUUACAUAAUUGAAACGAAACAUAAAAUGAUGUAAUUGGUACAAGUAAGAAACAGCUUUGGUGACAGAAGCAAAGGUAAAGGUUGUUCAAAGAAAGAAUUAUUUUUGCAUACCUUGGCCUUUGGAGAUCUAAAAUGAAUGAGAAAUGUUGAACAUUUUAUGAAAAUCAGGUUCUCUUGCAUUAUGAUUAUUACUAAGUCUAAAAUUAAUUUUUUUGGAUUUUUGAAUUUUAACAGGAUAAGACAACUAUAUACUGUAUACAGAAGAAGUUGUGAUUUUUUGGGUAUGUAUUCUUUGCCAAAUCCUGUUAAAAUACAAACAUUUUAAUUUUAGGAUCAGCACCAAUAAUUUGUGCUGCAAUUUGUCCCAUGCUUACUUUGUACAGAACAUUGAGGGCAAAGUAGCUUACUUUUAUUUAUUUUUUUAUUUGUCUCUACCAAAAUGAUAAAACCUAAAUGUAAAAAAACAUCCCAUACCUAUCUUAUACUGUGUGGUUCUGAUUUUAAAUAUUUCUUAUGCUUAGUGAAGAGGUGGUGUGACUCCUUUAGUUAGUUCACAUUUGAUUUGUUUUUUUGUAAUUCAAGUAAAGGGGUUAAUAUUGUAUAAGGACAUGCCUGUUGCCUUCCUGAUGCUGAUCGGUUGCCUCUAGAUAUUCAGUAGCCCAGGGGCCAGUCAUCAUCUUCAUGUUAGUAAAGGUGCCAAGAGGUGACUAUCCCAUCAGUUUUGUCAGUUGACCAUCACUUCUGCCUUGUGUGGUGAGAAUGGGGGGUGGGGAGGGGCAUAAUGUAUCCAGGUAAAACUCAUUUGCGAUAUGCAUAUGUAUAUGAUAGGUUACAUACCAUUUUUCGCCACAUGAGGGUGCAUACAAACAGCGUAAUCACUGCACAAAAAAUAGACACGUCUGAAUUAUCUGAUAGUGGCUUUUAGGGUAACCAGAUAUAAAGGCUCCUAUGCACCUAAGAGUUCUGUAAAAGAGGGUCAAGCAGGUGCAACUUUUCUCCGUUCUGGUAGAGAUGCUUCACCUCUUGAAGUUAAGUUCACAUAUAGAAUCUUAUCUAGGAACCCGGCCUUCCUUUGCAUCUUAAUUAUUUUUACAUUUUUUAUUAAAAAACCCAUCAUGAAUAUUAAUCCUCUAAUUAUACUGGCAGACAUUAUACACUGGAUCAGGAUUUAAUGUACAAAAGGAGGUGAGAUCUAGCUGAAGCUGCUACCAGGGAAAGGAAAGGCAGCUAUUCUUGCUGUAGCCUCCCAUGCCACCUGCCAUUCUGUUUCUGGGGGUCCUCCAACUCUCCAGAACGGGGGGGGGGGGGGUUUGACCAAAAUAGCCUUUGCUGCCUGCUUCUUCCAGCAAGAGCAUCCUGUAAGCAGUGUUCUGUUCAUGGGAACUCUUGAUCCAUCCCACAGGCAUUAGAUGAUGCACCUCACAUGGUUGAUAAUAGUGUCUUUUCCUACUGCAACAUUAAUCUGCUGGCUGCAACUCUAAAGGUAGCUACGUGAAAAUAAAUUUCAUUAAAAUCAAGGGGAGGGACCUGCUCCUUUGUGAACAGCACAGUGUUUUCAGGAUAUGGUGCUUUCUGCAAUCACAUAAUUGCCCUUUCUUUGUCGCUUUUUACUCAAAAUAGUAGCUUUUUACUCAAAAUAGUAGCUUUUUACUCAAAAUAGAGUUGUUCUGGGCUAAUUUGGUAAUAUUGGAAAGCACUUGACUCUGGAUAAACACGAAGCAACUCCUCCAUUGCGUCGCUGGAUUAAAUAUGGGGCAGGGCUGUAUUUUCAUAGAAGGGAUAAUUUUAGCAGAUUAACCUCCCAGUAUAGGGCUGCUGCAGCAAGAGAGAAUCAGUAUCUGCCAAAAUUCUACUUUUAUCUGCAGAAUUAAUUUUUAAAAGGAACAGAACCCCUUUCCCUCUAUUUAAUGACAACACAAUUCUGUAGUUUCAUGUUUAUCUAGCUAGCCUGAGACUGUCACUUCACAUUGUGACAGGCUAAAUGCCCGAGACUAAAGUUACCAACUUUUAUUAACCUGUUUCUUUGCCUUUAACAGCACAUUAAUUGAAAAAAGGAAUUGAUUCAUAGGAAAUAUGGCUGCUGACGCUCAAGGGCGCCAUAUAUUUUUAAAUGAAAGUUCUGUUUAGCAGUAUUAGCUUUUUAUAUGUCCUUGUUUGGGGGGGGGGACCAGUUGCUACUAGGGGAUCAAAGUGAAUUUGGGAGACAGGAGAAUGGAUGGACUAGAAAGUUAUAAAAUUUACCCAGAACCCGCUUCUUCAGUGCCUUCCUAGGAAAUGCCUCUCCAUGGUCAGUGUCCUCCAGGUUUUGGUUAACCAACUACCAGUUACCAGCUUCAUUGCCCUUUGAACCAGUUAUUAGUUUUCAUUUUAAAAGUUCAGGACAACAAAGAGAUUGUAGGUAUUGUUCCAGCUUACUGAAAUAUAUUUUUCUAAAUGGGUAUUUCGCUAUAGAUUCUGGUUCAGUUUGGUUUGGUCCCCUUGAACUGCAGCAUGUUUCAUCUUGCGCACAGGUUCCAGGCAAAAUGCCAUAUGCCUAGUGGCUUCUGUUAGAGAAUCAAAGUUAAAAUCAAAAGCAAAGGACUAUUGAAGUCAGUGGCUGCCAAGGAAAACAGAACAUUCCCCAUCCCUUGAAGUCAUUAAGUGGGCAUUGGAUAUCAACCUUAUAGUUAUGCUGAGCAAAAGGAAAAAAUUACAUCACAGCAAAAAUAUCUAGAUUACCCCUUUUCAAAGACACAAAAUGCAAAAAAGUCCUAGACUUCUGAUAUUAAUUUUGCUUUGUUGAAUUUCUAGAUAAUUAUUAGCUGCUACAUCAUUAUAUUAGCAUUUCACAUCAGUUAGAUUUGUAUAAAUAGAAACAAUGGGUUUCACUCAGUUGUGUGUUAAAAAAUAAAUGGAAUUCCAUAGAUAGGGGGUGUAACCAGGGCUUUUUUCAUCCGUAACUUGCAGGAACUCAGUUCCGCCACCUCUCAGGUGGGCACCAUUGCCAUUCUAAGAGAAGGAAGGAGGUGCUCGUGGUGAGCACCUCUUUUUCUAGAAAAAUAGGACUGGGAGUAACUGAUGAGUUUAAGCAGUGUGAAACAUUAGGCAUGUCUUGUCAUUUUUAGAGGAAGCUUAAUAGUUACUUAUGCUGAGAAGAAAAUGCUGGACUCUGUACAAUAUAAACAUUUACAUUGAAUGAAUGAACAAAAUGUUGAGUAUUUAACCAAGAAGACAGCCCCUUGCCUAAAUAAAGACUAAAUGUUUUGGCAAAAAAGCUACCUAGUCCUUUCUACAGUGAUGUAGGGUGAUAAUGGGUGGAUGUUACAUGUUAGAACCAUUAAUUAAUUGGAAAGCAGCUUUCUGACAAGGACUGAAACAUCCCCUGUAAUUUGUGGAAUGCUAGAUUAUUUAUUGUUAAUCAUGCAGGUACUAAUAGUGGUUAUAUUUACGUAUCUUAUUAAUGUUUUGCAAGCUUUCUUCUUGAAGGUGUAGAAGCUUAUGUCAUACUGAGAAAUGGGAAGGUAGUUGUAUUCCUGAUCCAGCUACGCAUGUGUAGCAGCAACCAGAGCUAUACACAUGGAGCCCAGUCAGAAAAACAGCAGUCACACCAAACGUUGGUGAAAUGUAGCCCUCUCAACUCCCCCUUCUAAACAUGGUUGCCUCUUUCCAAAAAGCUCUGGCAGCUAGAUUGGUGAAGAAGCCAUAUAUGCAGUACCCAUAUGCAUGUGAGGUUCCUUUUCAACCUCCUAAUUGGAUAUGGUCCCUAGUUAGAUCAGGUUGUCAGGCUGUGGAUGUAUAGCUCUACGCACAUGGCAAAUUGACCUUUAUGGUGCACAGGGCUUCCCCUUUUCAUAACUUGGAACAGGAGAAUCUGCUUGAACACCUAGGGUUCCAUUGCCUACUUUUUAAGUAAUAUCCACCAAUAAUAAAGUUGCUGGUAGCACUUUCUUUGUAGAAUAAAUUAAACCUUUCAGGAAGUAAGAUUAAUUAUUCCUUAGAUGUGUCUUUUGUUGAAAUUCCAAGGUGCUUAUUUGAGAAUGGAACCAGCAAAGUAUCUUGUGGGUAAAUGACAGCUGAUUCCAUCUUCAAAAACACAAGUGAUUGACACCUGGGGUCAUGAAGGCCAUUGGUUUGAUUUUGCAAAAGUAACUAAAUUGGUGAGCGCGUGUAUGUUUCGUAGCAAGUAUUUGUUUUAAUUGAAGAGCAGUUUCUACAAUUAUACAGGGACACCUAUAAACAUGAAAUAGUUUAAUUAUUUCCAUACCCAAGCACUAGUUGUCCUAUAAAAAUGGAUUCUGUCUUAUAUUUCUAAUAGAGAAUUAUCACCUAUAGAUUCUACAGAUUAUAUCUAGUAUUUAUUGCAUCUGAAAAAUAUAGAGAAAUAUAUAUAAACAGGUUUAUUUCUGUAUAAAAUAUAGACUUUUUUAAAAAAAUUGGGCAAACUAGAGAUAUUAGUUAUUAUAAAUUCCUAGUCUACAUAGGAUUUGUUCCCUAGAUUAUUGUUAAAAUAAGGAGAGUUUUAGGGUGAACGGGGCUAUAUUUUUAAUACUAGGGUCAGAAUGCAUUUUAUAGAGCAUGAUAAAAAUGUAAGGGCAGCAUUGAAAUUACCUCAUUCCUCUGUUGGACCAGUAUUCUUAAAAGCAUGUAGUCUGAUGGGCCUGAUAGCAAGACCAAAGCAAAAACUACUGCCUUGGAGUGCUAUAAAACUGCCACGGGGAACAGAAUUUUAUCUGUUUCCAACACCGCUUCCCCCUCCUCCAUUCUGGUCUCAUUGAACACUAGCAAACCUGCAGGCAGGUUAGCUUGGGAGGUGCCAAGCAUCUGGACUGGACCAUUCUCUCCUCCAUUAAUUCUAGGAGGGUCCCUUUUUUCUAUGUUCUUUGACUGUUGUGCUGUUCUUUUUUGCUGACUGCCUUUUAGAGGAAAGCCUAUACCUAAAAGAGCAGUUUGCCACCGGUAUAAAAUGUGUUGUGGUCUUGCCUCUUUUGACAUAUCCUGCAGUCAGUUCAUCUAAGAAGUAACAUACGUGAAACGUAUUGGGGUGAAUCCAAUUCUGCCAAGUGUGGUGUUAAUUCCAUGCACCAAGGUACAGCUAGAUAUUAAGACUGGCUAAAGGGACAAUCCAGAGAACCUACUUUUUCAAAGAUAGAACAAAAGUUUUUAACUUCUGUGGUUUCGGAGGAAAAUAUCCAAUUUUGUUAGAAGGCUCUCAAAAAGGCACAAAACUGGCCAGGCUACGUAGUCAGGAACGAGAGCUCAUAUGUUCUGCCUUCCACCACAUUAAUCUCCCAGUCCCCUCCUUAUCUUAUAUGUGUGUAAUCUAUUUCUUAUGAGAAAUCUAGGCCUCGAAAGUGCUUCUGUUGAUUCUACGGGUGGAGGUGCAAGAGAUUCUAGGAUGUCUUUGAUUAUGUAUGAUGAUUGCAUUUAGAAGAGAUUUUUAUAGAAGGCUCACAGCAGGAGAAAUUUGUUAAUCAAUACAGCUUGCAUGGAUAUUAAGAUAAAUGGCACUUGAUCAGUGUAAUUCACCUACUUUUAAUAUUGUUGCUUUCCAAAUGAAUCUUCCUUGUAUUCUUUUCAUGAAUGUUUUGUUCCAUGCCAACACUAGCACAGCUAACUAAAUAGUUUAUUUUAAAAGUGAUGCUUUUAUUUCAGUAGUCAGAAAUCUAUAUUGGUUUUGAAUUCGCUUUUUUUAAAAAAAGAAAGUUGAGUUUUCUGUCUGAAAAUGCCCUUUAAAUAUACACUACAGAAUAUAAAACCUCAACAUCCUUUAUAUAUAUAUAAAAUGGAAUUUCCUUACCAGUUAAGUGGCAACAUGUUGCCAAAACGGACACUCAGUAAACUCAACCUCCAUAAUUUUGCAAGCCAUUUUAUAAAAUCAAAAGCUUGGGGUCUAAGUCUUUGAACUUGAAUUCCCUCCUGUGCACUGGGUGGGGUAUAAUCAAUGAGCAUUAGCCCACUGCACUGAACAGGCCAACACCAUGCGGUAACUGCUGUUGUGUGUAUGUGUGUUCUUAAUUCAAUUGUAAAUCAGCAAAAUUCUUCAGAUUAGAAAAUUGUAUUGAAAUGCAUAUUUCAAUCUAAUGUUAUGUCGGAAGAUAAGCUGUUCUGUUUUCAUCUGGUAUUGGAAAUACUGUGAGUUAAUAACUUCAGAACUGCAGGUAUUCCAUCAUCCAAAGAAUGCUGAUUAUCGUUUAACAUUAAUUGGUGUUCAGUCCUGUGCAUACAUUAUUGUCUGUAAUCAAGUGUAUCAACUGUUACACAUUUAAAAGGUUGCUUUUAAUUGUAUUUUGUCUAAUAGAUUGCAGAUUCAAUAGCAUUUAUGAAAAUAAAGGUUAUGUAUGCUGUGAAAUUGUA